AUGACGAACCCUAACGGCGCCGUCCAGGACAAACCAGACGACCUCGAAAUCACCUCCAUCGGUUCCCUCUACUCCGGCCCUUGGGACAAGAAGUACUGGAGCUCCUCUAGGGGGAAAGAUCGAUAUCCAUAUCCGAUAGGGUAUGGAGCUGUUCGAGCUCACAAUGGGAGCACAUAUAAGAUGGAAAUUCAAGAAGGUCCUAAAGGGCCUUUAUUUUUGAUUAUUGCUGCCGAUGGGCAGCCUUUUUCCGGGCAAACUCCUGAUAUUGCUUGGGAGAAAUUACAGAAAAAAUGCUUCCCACGCACGAAGAUUUGGCAUGGGAAGAGAUUUUCCUGCAAGAUAGAUGGUGUGGAGUUUUUUGGGUUCAAAAAUCGAUUUGUCCAGAGGCUACUUCGGGAGCUGGCAGCAGAGCAAAGCUUGUUACCCUCGAGCUCCUGCAAUGGAGCUUCUGGACCAGAUGUUGAUAACCGCUCCCCUGAGGCAUGUUCAGACCUGAGAGGACCACAGAUCACAGGGAAGAGAAGUAGGAAACGUGAAAGUGGAAAUGCAAAGUCAUCUACUCGGACAGGCAUUAAAAAGACUAGAACUGAAGAUCUGAUAUCUGUUUCUGAAGCUUUGAGUUCAGUAAAAGGGAAUAAGAUACAUAGCAAUAAUGGGAAUCCCAUGCCUCCUUCUUUAAAUGAAGAACAUGUUAUACCAGAAGUGUUGCCACCGUUGGUGCAUUUAGUAUCUGUUCGUCAAGCAGAGAACGAGAUUUCAGCCAAAGAUUGUUUGCCAUUGGAUUCUGCUGGCUUCUUGAAUCAUCUCAGCAAGGAUAAUAUCCCUGAAGAAUCAAAUGGUUCCCGAAAAUGUAAAUCCAUUCCGGCAGCCAUCAACAUGUCUGUGGAUAAAAGAAAACCUGAUACUAAGAGGGAAUUCAUUAAUUUCCCAAUGGCACCAGAUGACCAAAAUGUAGAUGCUACAAUUCCAAAAGAUUGCCAACGCCUGACUGAUGUUGAACUUUAUGCUCCUGAUACCUUAGAUUUUACACAAGAUAAAACAGCAGAUUCUCCUUCAACUAUCCAACUUUUUGCACCUGAUACCUUGGAUUUUACUCAAGUUAAAAAUGCGGAUUCUUCUCCAACUGUCCAAGAUAGAAGCGCAUUGGAUGUGGUCAUUGCUGAAAGGCUGCUGACUGAAUCACAUCCGGAAGAAGAAAUGGCUACUAAUAAAUCUGACACGAGUUCACAGAAUAUUGAUUUUGAUUCAGUUGGUCAGGAAAUGGCGAAGUCCAUGAUGACAUUUCUUCUUCCGCAAGCUAUUCCUCUCCUCAGUAAGCGCUCUAGGAAGAAAAAGGGUACUGGUAGCCCUUCAGUAGUUCCUCGCACAGUGAAAUCUCAGAAGGAAAUCAAUGAAACCACUGCUCCCUCCCCUGGUUUAAUGCUUUCCAAUGAAGACGCAAAGGAGGAAAAGAUACAUUCCCAAUAUACUGAUCUUGGUCCAAUUGCUCCAACAAAUUCUAUUAUUCCCGACAGUUUAGAUGAUGAGCGAUAUGGUGACCAUGUUGCCAAUCACUUGAUAAUGUUGUCUGAUAAGGGUGAAGCUGAUCAGCACCAUUCUGAUGGAGCAUUCCCUAUGAAUGAUCAUGGACAUCUUGUUUCCGGCAAUGAGCAUGGACAUCUUCUUGAUGCCAAUAAGCAUGACAAAUUGGUAGAUGAUCAGCUUGAGACCAAUGGAAGCAAGGAUGCAUAUCUGUGUGAGGAAGUGGGCAGGGCUUCAACUAGGAGGCUUCAGGAAUGUAGUGGGUACAUAUUGGAGUCUCUUCCAGUUUGUGUAUCUCCACAUAAAAAAUUCUUUUCUGAAAAUUUCACGGAGAAGUCUUAUAUCGAUGAAUGCCAAGUAGGUACUAUCAAUUCUAAUAGAACGAAAACUGCAGCUGAUUCUACCAAAGAUAUGGUUGAUGACAACCAAAGAGGCAUUCUAAAUUCUUCAAAGAUAUCAGAGAAGGAAAUCACUGCUAAGGCAGAGUUUACCGAAACUGGAAACGUGUCUUUUUCUCAAGUUCCCAACUCAGUGUAUACCAGGAGAAAGGUUCGGACUACAUCUCAUAGGAAAGGCAGUAACAGUGGUUCAGUCUCAGAAACUAUAAUAUGCAAAAACAAUGUACCUGAGACGUAUCCUUCCACAGAGACUCUGCAGGUGGGUUCUGAUGACAGUUCAAAUAAAAGAGAUUCAAUUUGUGCUGAAGCCAGGAUUGUUGGACACUCCAGUUUGAAUGCAAAGGAACCUUCCAUGAAUUCUAAAUCUGUAAUAAACGGCAUCUGUCCAGCUGUAUUACAAGGUCAAGCAUUAUUAGUUGGUGAGAAAGAUACUUCAUACUCUUCUGAUUUGUCUGUCUCACAUUUAGAAAACCAGGUUGACAAGAAGGUGGUUGGGAAUGAAAACCUCCUCCAGUUCAUAGACUCUGAAACAUCUCAUAAACAGGGGCCUAGUUUCAGUUAUGAUCCUAAUAGCAUUCCAUUUAGUUCAAAUACGAAGCCUCACAAAAAGGAACAUAAUAAUGGGCUAGCGGGAAUUCUUGAGUUUGUGGGAUGCUAUACUCAACCCGUUCCUGUUCUGUCAGUAUUGUUGAGCACAAAAGGAAGAUACAUUUAUGUUUCUGUUUUAUGUGGCUUACUGGUUGGUAAGGACGUCAGCCUGUUCAUUUACAAGGUAGCCAUAGAGGAACCGAUGGUUGGACACUCUUCUCUCGUUGGUCACACAUCAUUAACAUUGCCAGACCUAACCGAUUAUUCUAAUGGAAUGGCUUUGGAAAGAUUCUGUCUACAGUUCAUCCCAGAUGGACAGUGUCUUGUUUUACUUGACAAGAUUAGAACUCCAUUCUGCAGGCAAGGGAAAACCCAUUGUCUGUGCACCACAUGUGCAUCAAGCUGCUCUGAGGAGGAUGCAGUUAAGAUUGUCCAAGUAAAACUUGGUUAUGUUUCAUUAGUGACAAGAUUGAAAGCAGCACAGAGUCAAAGGUGUAUAUUGGUUUGUGAACCUAACAAUCUUGUCUCUGUUGGAAAGAGUGGGAGACUGCAUUUGUGGGUCAUGGAUUCAACAUGGAGUGCACAAAUGGAAUAUAUUGUUAUGCCGUCUGAAGAUUGCAUCUCCCCUGGCGUAGUGGACUUGAAGAGAAUUCCAAAUUGUACUCAUCUAAUUGUUGGCCAUAAUGGUUACGGUGAAUUCAGUUUAUGGGAUAUUACUAAAUGCAUCUUUGUGUCAAGGUUCUCUGCACCAAGUGGUUCAAUUUGUCAAUUUGUCCCUAUCAGUUUGUUUGCUUGGCAAAUGAAUUUCCAUGCUUCUAGCCACUUUGAAAUGGAAGAACAUGUCAAUCAAAUGAUGGCUUCAAUAUCGAAGACACUAUCUUCGUAUGAAGGGGAAGAUGUUGCUAUAUGUCUUCUUGUUUUGUCCUCCGAUUCUGAUGCUCAACAUGAUUAUGAAUUAGGCAAUUGCCACCCAAAUCCAGUUGGACGAUGGAGGCUUGCUCUAAUGGUUAAAAAUAUAGUGAUCCUUGGAACUGCAUUGGAUUCAAGGGCUUCUGUCAUUGGUGCUUCAGCUGGUCAAGGGAUCUGUGGUACAUGUGAUGGACUUGUGUAUACGUGGGAGUUAUCUUCAGGAACUAAGCUUGGCACCAUGCAUCAUUUUAAAGGUGGCAGUGUUUCAUGUAUUUCUAAUGACGAUUCAAGGUCAGGUGCCGUGGCCAUAGCCGGGGACAAUCAAGUGCUGGUUUAUCGCUCCAGAAAACAUUCUGUAAACUGACAUGCAACAAGCUAUUUUAUCUCUUGCCUGUGAAUAUUAGAUAUAUAUAUGUACAUAUAGAUGAUUUCUAGCGCUUGGUACACUGAAACUCGUGGUUUGGAUAGAAGAAAAAGAAAGUUUUUGCCUC
Molecule: messenger RNA, 3907 nt
Organism: Fragaria vesca subsp. vesca
Lineage: Eukaryota; Viridiplantae; Streptophyta; Magnoliopsida; Rosales; Rosaceae
Exons: 15
Coding region: 1-3780 (1259 amino acids)
Biological process (GO): regulation of cell cycle
Cellular component (GO): nucleus
Molecular function (GO): protein binding
Source: RefSeq, a predicted model, not a curated record